Lactuca virosa is the source of this 2577-nucleotide messenger RNA. The record is from the annotation of a GenBank genome assembly. Lineage: Eukaryota; Viridiplantae; Streptophyta; Magnoliopsida; Asterales; Asteraceae.
GGUGAGUUGAGGUUUUCAAUUUUCAUUGCGUAACGCUCCUUCAUUUGACCCUACCUCGAACUAAUUCCCUCCAUCUUUGCUAAUCUUGCUAAAACCCUAUGAUGUUAGAAGUUCAAAAUCCAUACAGAUGUGUUCACUAAAUUAAAGUGAAGGGCGAGGCAAAAGGCUAAGAUGAGUGAUCAGAUGCCCUUCGCGCUCGAAAUUAGCGUAUGCUCCUACGUAAUCUAUUUUAUCUAAUCUUCCCUUCAACACGAAACUUUUGUCUCUUCCCUGUGAUGUCGAUGAAUGAAAGAAACGUGGACAAACAUCUUUGUUCACUUCACCGAAAAUAGCGAUGAACAGAUGCUCUCCAUUUAUUACCAGUCUUCAUAAUAACUUCAACAAGAAAGUCUUCUUCUUCAACUACUUCCUUACCAACUACAAUCCUCCUUUCAUUUCUAGCUUCCAUCAGUCUCGUCGAUUUUCUGGUAAGUUGAUCGACACUUUUCCAACUUGAUUUUUCAAUGAUAGCUUGUAUUGUCAUCCCUUUUCCCCCCUUUCCGUUUCUUACAUAAUUCUCUGAUUCUUGUACGUGUAAUCACUUCAAGUUUUAGGCUUUUUUGGAAUCGCUUCAGGUUGUAGAACAUCCAUGGAGGUUGUGAAAGAGAUUGCUAAUCAUGGAAGUAUUGCUCUGAAAGCCGAUGACAAGAGUUAUGCUUACCACCAUUUAAUUUCUUCUGCUUCAAAAAUAUCCCUUUUGUUAUCCAAUCAUGACCAAAAACUCGAUAAUAAUAAUAAGAGUCUAAAUGGUGCUAGAAUAGGUGUUGUGGCUAAACCUUGUGCUGAGUUUGUUGCUGGAGUACUUGCAAUAUGGUUAAAUGGAGGUGUAGCUGUUCCACUUGCACUCAGCUACCCUGAAGCUGAGUUGUUACAUGUCAUGACUGACUCGGAUGUGUCCAUGAUUUUGAGUACUGAAGAUCACAGUGAGCUUAUGCAAAAAGUUGCAGCUAAAACUGCUGCUCAAUUUUCUCUAAUACCAAAUGUUCCUACUAUGACUUCACAAGCAGUAGAUAAUGGUGUUGUACAUCAAAAAGAGAUUGUAUUUGCAAAUAACAUAAAAGAUGAUGAUCCAGCAUUGAUUUUGUAUACUAGUGGAACAACUGGGAAACCUAAAGGAGUUGUUCAUACACACAGUAGCAUUUUAGCACAGGUGAAAACAUUAUCAACAGCUUGGGAAUACACAUCAAGUGAUCGAUUUCUACAUUGUCUUCCAUUACACCAUGUUCAUGGGCUCUUCAAUGCACUAUUUGCUCCUCUUUAUGUGGGGUCCAUGGUUGAAUUUAUGCCAAAAUUUAGUGUGAGUGGUAUUUGGAAAAGAUGGCGUGAAUCUUACCCAAAAGAUGGGACUAAGCUUGAUGAUGCAAUUACUGUAUUUACAGGGGUUCCAACCAUGUAUACUAGGCUGAUACAAGGCUAUGAUGCAAUGGAUCCAGACUUACAAGCUGCUUCUGCAACAGCUGGAAGCCAACUGCGUCUAAUGAUGUGUGGCUCCUCAGCUCUACCCCUACCCGUAAUGCAAAGGUGGGAGACCAUCACAGGACAUCGAUUAUUAGAAAGAUAUGGCAUGACAGAGUUUGUGAUGGCACUUUCAAAUCCGUUAAAAGGAAUACGAAAAGGAGGCACUGUAGGCAAACCCUUUCCAGGAGUCGAGGUCAAGAUUCUUACAGAAGAUAAUGUUAAUGAUGGGGUUGGUGAGCUUUGUGUGAAAAGCCCUUCUUUGUUUAAGGAAUACUGGAAACGUCCGGAAGUAACUAAGGAAUCGUUUAUAGAAAGUGGCUUUUUUAAAACUGGUGAUGCUGUUAGAGUUGAUGAAGAUGGAUAUUAUGUCAUUUUGGGACGUACUAAUGCUGAUAUAAUGAAGGUUGGUGGAUACAAGUUGUCAGCAUUAGAAAUCGAGGCAAUUCUUUUAGAACAUCCAGCUAUUUCAGAAUGUUGCGUGUUGGGGUUACCAGAUAAUACUUAUGGAGAAGCAGUAACUGCAAUAAUUGUGCCAGAUAUGGAGAUAAAGAAAGCCCGUGAAAAAGACUUAAAGCCUGUAAUAUCUUUGGAUGAACUCUCUUCAUGGGCUAAACAGAAGCUUGCUCCAUACAAGCUACCAACCCGAUUAUUCUUAUGGGAAUCACUGCCUCGUAAUGCCAUGGGGAAGGUGAACAAAAAGGAAUUGAAGAAGACACUUGCUGCUGAAGAACAAUAAACCAGUUUCACCAUAUGCAACAUAUGCAAUGUAAUGUUUGUAGUCUUAUGUUGUUGCUUGCAAAUUUGGUGAUUUUGUUCGUGGUAGAAUAUUUAACUUCUAUAUAGAUAACUUUAUUGCUAGUUGUAACAAGUCUUUUAGGAGUAAUGUGGUUUUUAUGUUGGAAAUGGCAUUAGUAUUUUGGUUUAUGAAAAUGAGGUUGUAUUCUUGUAGAGAACUUUUGAGGAUAAAUUAGGUAGAGAUUAUCGAGUGUUUUGCGUGGUUGCAUUGUUUAUGGACCUUUUGGUGUAGGCCUCAUGGUAAGAGUGCCUCAAGCCAUUUAAUGUUUGAAUGCAUGUUGGUUG